GGUUAAUCUAAUCGAAGGUGAUGAAAUUGACAUUAAUAACUUAUUUAAUCGAGGUUUUAAGAUUUUCAAACUAUUUUUUUCACACAUUUUAUUUAAUUUAUUGUAAUAUAUUUAAUGAGAUAUCAUACAUAUAUUUAAAUUAUGUAAAUAUAAUAAAUGUAUAAUUUUAGUAAGAUGUAAUAUCUAUCCUUUGGUUAUGCAUAGGACUCCUAUAUAUUAGCAAAGAACAUAUCUUGUCUUGCUCGCUAGGGAAACGGAACGAAUCAUUGACGCGCAGUGUACGUUAUUUAGCUCCGCUAUUGCGCGCGCAUGUGUCAUGUGUCGGAAAAUCUCACGAUUUGUGAGAUUAUUGCACCGCUGAACGCUGCAUAAGUAUGAUAAGUGCUUAUUUGAUAUUUAUUUGAGUGGAUCGGUAUGUCCUGAUCGCAUUUACAUCGGACGUGGCCAUUAAGAUUAAGAAGAAGAGUAGAUCGGUGUCAGUUUUCGCGAAAUCUACAUAAUUUUCUUUGAUAUAAAUGUUGAAGAGAGAAAGUUUUGUACAUAUAUAUUUAAAAGAAAAGAAAAUUAAAAUUAAAAAAGGACAACAGUAGUUUCCGAAGAACGAUUAAUUCCUUAUUAAAUGUCGACAGUGUGUAAGCCUAUGAUAAAAAGUAUAUUACUUCAUGAUAUAAUGAUAGAUGAAAUGUUAUAACACAAUUAAUAUAAAACAACAAUUGUCAAAGAAAGAGAGAGAGAGAGAGAGAGAGAAAGGAUUGAUAAACUUACAAGUAGCAUUAUACAUUAUAUUUAAAAUGCCAAGUUCAUAUUUAUAUGCUAUUAACAAUGAAGGGCGUGUAUUUGGACUGUCAACAUCUGGAAAUAUGUGGCGUGAAUUUAUGUAUCUAGGACUUGAAUUUAAACAGUUAUCAGCUGUGCCACAUUUUAUGUGGGCGAUUGGCGGUGAUCGACAAGUUUACGUUCAUGUUCAUGGCUUGGACAUACCAAUCAGAAUUAAAGAAGAAACUUAUGAGAAUGAGCGAUGGUUGCCUUUGGAAGGUUUUUCCGGAAGGUUACUUCCAACUGACAGAUAUAAUUUUUCAAAUCAAGAUGGUACAAUUGAUCGUAGCAGAGAUAAAGUAAAAUUGCCAUCAAUGGCAUGGCAAUGGGAAGGUGAUUGGCAAAUAGAAACAACGUUGGACGGCCAACCAUUAGAUCAUGAUGGAUGGACAUACGCAAUUGAUUUUCCAGCUACAUAUACUACAAAAAAACAGUGGAAAUCCUGUGUAAGAAGACGCAAAUGGGUUCGUUAUCGGAGAUAUAGCGCUAUGAAUUCAUGGUGUGCUAUUGCACCUCUUCAUAAAGAUCCAACCAAGGAACCUUUUAUUGAUGUAGCUAUCGGUGGAAAUCAGAUGCCUGGUAGUAACUCUGGAAGUUUAGUAGUCUGGGCGGUAACUGCUCACGGAAGGGUGAUGUUUCGUGUUGGGACUAGUACAACUUGUCCUGAAGGACAAAGAUGGAGCUGUAUUAAAUUGGCAAAUGGUUAUGAAGUUUGUCAAAUCAGUGUUGGAGUAACUGGUCUUGUUUGGGCUGUACUUACAGUAGGCAAAGCAUUGAUUCGUACGGGCGUAACGAGAGACAAUCCAAUGGGUGAAGAUUGGUCAGAAGUGGAACCUCCGCAAAAAGACUUGAGAUUGGUACAAGUUAGCAUAGGCACUGAUGCUGUAUGGGCUGUAACGCAUGAUGGUGGAGUAUGGUUUCGAAAGGGUGUUCAAGGCGAAAUAAGUGGCGUUUGUGAACAAUUGGCUACUGGUACCGGUUGGGUUGAAAUGUUGAGCAAAAUGGCAUUGGUAUCUGUUGCUCCAAACGACCAAGUUUGGGCUAUUGGCUAUGAUGAUCGAUGUUUGUAUUACCGUACUGGUAUUGCACGCUCCGAAUUAACGGGAAAACGUUGGAAAUUAAUCAACGCGCCACUUCAAUUGAGUAGAGCAAGUAGUAAUGCUAGUUUAUCAUCUAGCAACAGGCAUAGUACUUGCGGCACACCACAACAGCAGCGUCAUCAGAGUUGGAGUUCCUUGAAUCGACCUCAUAGUACUGGUGAAGGUACAAUGUUAAUUAGAGAAUGGGAAGAGCAAUCACGUUCGGCGCCAACACCCACGUCUUUAAAAUUAUGGCAACGUACCGGGGACAGCGUAUCUACAAAAAAUGUUCAACAAACAUCUUUUCAAGAUAUAUAUUUAAAUGAAGAGAAGAAGAGAGAGAGAUCUGCAAGUUCAAUUGGUGCAGGUGAUUUAAAUGAAGCAAGUGUUGCUAAUAUAACUAUAUCUAAUGAAUCUUUAACAAAAAGUGGAGAAUCGAUAAUCGUCUCGGGAAAAGGAAUGAGCAGUACUGUUAAGAUUAAUCCUGCUGCUUGGAGUCCUGUACAUUCUGUCGGUUCCAUGGUGGGUGUUGAAGCACAUCCAGAAACAGAUGGAAGUGUAUUUGAUCCAGAUUUAACUGGAGAUUCUGGUGUGUAUGGUGAGGAUGAAAGUGCAGGCAUAAUAUAUUGGAUCGAAUGUGAUGUGAUGUGGUACAAGGUGGAAGCUGGGGCAUGCUUUGUUGAUCCGACAAAUCCGCCGAAAUGGAUCACAGAUGGUAAUGGUACAAUACAAGGGGAAACUGGAGAAUUAUGGAGAAUAUACAUUUUGGAUGAAUUAAAGUCGAGAUUAAAGAAAAUGUCAUUUGAUUCUUCAAUGAUAUAUGAGAAAGCGGUUGAAAAAUUAUCGUGGGUGAAGAGUGGCGAUGCAAAAUGUAAAAUUAAAAAUGGAAGUUUAUAUGAAGAUUGUAAGAUUGAAUUAGAAUGGAUAAGUAGUGAUACUGGAUCAUUAGAUUCUGGGACCUUAAUAAUAUUAAAUUCGGACGGCAUAACAAGCAUAAUACAAUUUCCUGUUUCGGAAAUUACAUGUGUCGUUUGCUGCAGUGAACCAGGUAAUCCAAGGAUAGCAAUCUAUACUCCUAAAUUAAAACGUUCAAAAGUAAUUAGAUUACAAUUUGCGAGUGAUACAGAAAUGGAAGAUUGGUUGGCACAUUUAACUUCAGUAUCUUGCCAAAUAAAUAAUGUAUAUGGUAGACCUGGUCCAAAUUCUAUUUGGAGCACAACUGCAUUAGGUGAUGUGUAUGUGUUUGAUCCUGCAGUUGCAGAGGAAUGUCAAUUAUCUGAAGACGGAUAUAUACAAGAAAUAGAUAUAGCUGGUAAAGACAUGCCAUUUGAAAGUAUAUUACAAAAUGGUUUUGGAUAUGGUAGUACCUUAAAAAUUACAGUAUGCGUUCAUGACGAUGCUGACAGAUUGUCUUUUAAUCUUGUCUGUUAUACCACAACAUUUGUGAAGCAAAGGACUAUAAUGGAUAGUCAUGAUGUAGCUUUGCAUUUUAAUCCAAGACUCAAAGAAAAUAUUAUUGUACGGAAUACAUAUCAGAAUGGUCAAUGGGGAGAUGAGGAAAGAAAUGGAGGUAGUCCAUUAAAAGCGGGUUGUGACUUCACGUUAUACAUUAUUUGUGAAGAACGCGGUUAUAAAAUCUACAUUAAUGAGAGCGAAUAUACCUUUUAUAGCCAUCGAAUAUCUCCGCAAAGUAUUACACAUUUGCGAAUUAAGGGAUUGCUGACUUUAUGUAAUAUUACAUAUAAAUCCACAUUUAUAAUUAUUGAACCUAGCACGAUGUUUUGGAGACAAAUUGGUGGACAUUUGAAAAAAGUUGAGACAUGUUCUGUAGGUGUCACUUGGGGCAUUGGUUACGAUAGUACCGCUUGGGUAUAUACAGGUGGUUGGGGAGGCACAUUUCUUAAAGGUCUAGGAACUAGCAGUACUGGAAUAAAUACAAUGGUAGAUACCCACAAUUAUUAUGUAUACGAAAAUCAACGCUGGAAUCCAGUAACUGGAUAUACCGCGCAUGGACUUCCAACAGAUCGCUACAUGUGGAGUGAUGCAACUGGACGACACAAACGUACGCGAGAGCAUACAAAGUUAUUGUCAAUGCACUGGCAUUGGGUAUCAGAUUGGAUUGUCGACUUUCACACACCCGGUGGCGUUGAUAGAGAUGGCUGGCAAUAUGCUACUGAUUUCCCGUCACAAUAUCAUGGUAAGAAACAGUUUACCGAUUAUGUUCGAAGAAGACGAUGGUUUAGAAGAUGUCAACUAAUAACCAGUGGACCCUGGCAAGAACUAGGAAAUACCAAACUCGUUGAUGUCUCUUUAUAUGCAACUGGAAAGCCUGGCACAGAUGCUCCUAUUCAUGUUUGGGCAGUUGCCGCAAACGGUGAGGCUUUAUUCAGACGUGGUGUUUCGGAAUCUUGUCCGAUGGGUGUAUCAUGGGAACAUAUACCAAGCGACCAGCCUCUAAUUAAUAUAUCAUGCGGUCCAUGUGGACAAGUAUGGGCUGUUGGCAAAAAUGGUUCUGCCUGUUGGAGACUAGGCAUCAGUGCUACAAAACCGACUGGUAUACAAUGGCAGACUGUCGAGCCUCCUUCAGGAGCUCAAUUAAAGCAAAUUUCAGUAGGAUGUGAUGUAGUAUGGGCUUUAGAUAUAAAUGGUAGAUUAUCAGUACGCCGAGAGAUACAAUCCAAUGUUUUCCCUGAAGGAACCCAUUGGCAAACAUUACCCGCAAUGCCAAAUGAUCCGAUUCAUAUAGGUAUAAAAGACAUUUUCUUUUUGUACAACUUUAUUGUAUAUCAUUAUAUCUUUAAACUAAAUUAUAUGGUUGUAGAUAUGUCGGUAUUAAAUGCGAAGCAAGGAUUCCGGCAUGUAUCCAUUUCGAGGGAACAAGGACAAGUUUGGGCAAUUUCAGGAGCUGGUAUUAUUUGUCGAAGAAUUGGUGUUACUGAUGAAAAUUCCGCUGGAACCGGAUGGGUGACUGGUAUAGGGGCAAACUGGCAAAAUAUAAGUCUCGGAGGGCUUAUAAAUAAAACAAAGUGAUAUCUGUACUAUGCGAUAUUUUACAAUAUGCUGUAAUAAUAUAAAACAUGACAAUUUUGUAAUUGCCUUGUAAAAUACAAUAUGUGUGUAUACAUGUAUAUUAUAUGGAUAUAUGUGUAUGUCAACUUUUAAACAGUAAUUAUAUCUGUAAGAUAAAUUAUGCAUUAUGUACUUGACACUUGAUCACAGAAAUUUUUGCCUGAAUACGAUAGAUAUUUUAAUGAAGCUGAGAUGGCUAAAAUAAUAUAUGAUACAUACGCACACAGAGGGUUGGUAAGUGAUUAUGAUGAUAUUUGUAAUAUUACAGUUACCGUUUUUGGACAACUGUAAUAGUAACAGUGUUAUAAAUUUUAUCUUAAUGGAAAAAAUAACUGAUACAUUUUUUUGGUAACAAAUUCAACAAACAAUUUACUUUUCGAAAUUACUAUUAAAUUCUUCUAAAAAUUAAUAAAUAAAUAUAUUAAUAAUCAAUUUUAUUUUAAAUUAGAUCAUGUAAUUCUUACAAACCUUUACAUGUCAAAAAUAAAUUUGUCUCAUCAAUUAAUAUAUCGCGUCAGGAUUUUGAAAUUUUAUAAAGUUAAAGGUGUAAAAAAUAUUGCUAUUUUGGUCACAUUUACGAAUCUCGGUAAAAGAAAAACACUUUUUUUUAUUUACAUUGAUAAAA
Molecule: messenger RNA, 5589 nt
Organism: Cataglyphis hispanica
Lineage: Eukaryota; Metazoa; Arthropoda; Insecta; Hymenoptera; Formicidae
Gene: Pex23
Product: tectonin beta-propeller repeat-containing protein
Exons: 24
Coding region: 678-4925 (1415 amino acids)
Cellular component (GO): membrane
Molecular function (GO): carbohydrate binding
Source: RefSeq, a predicted model, not a curated record